This is a messenger RNA of Oikopleura dioica, 10869 nucleotides long. The record is from the annotation of a GenBank genome assembly. Lineage: Eukaryota; Metazoa; Chordata; Appendicularia; Copelata; Oikopleuridae.
AUGGAUGACGAAGAAGAAGAAGUCCACUAUGAAACUGAAGAAGCUUUCGUUCUCGUCCAGGAUACUGCAAGAAUCAGCCGCGAUUCUAGAGCCAAAUGGAUCAUCGACAGUCUUUUCCGCGAAAAAGAAAACAUCUUCCCGGACAAAAUCGACAUCAUCGGCCACACCAAAGAUGGCGACAUCACGGACGAAGUCGACGUCGUCUUCAUCUUCAAACGCUACCGAUUCGUCUUUCUCUUCGAUCUCUCCUCCUCAGCGAUCCGCGUCAAUCGACUUACUUCAAUGGUGAUCGUUGACGAAAUGCUGGAAGCGUUCGAAAUUGUACUCGAAAAUUUGCUGAAAGACUACCAAGUUCCGGGACAAUUCGACGAUUCGUUCAUUACACCGGAGAUUUUCUGCACUCUGAUCGGUUUCUUGGGUGAAGAAAAUGGCCAUGUGGUUUUUGAACAGGAUAGAUACUUGACAAAAGCGACGAUUCCAGCAACAAUGGAGCUUCUUAGAGAAAAGAUCAACUACGCAUACGAAGUGAAACGAACCAAUCGAAAAAACGUCUCCGAUGAAGGGUUGGUUCCAAUGCUCCGAACUGGAAUUCUAGCGCUUCAACUGCUACCAUCGAACUCGAUCGCUGGAAUCUGCAUCAUCACUGAUGGAUGCUCGGAUAUCUAUUCCUUGGAAACGUCGAUGAUGAUGAGAGAAGGGCAUGUCCGAGCGAUGGGAAAUAUGCUCAGAGGAGAGUCCAACAUUUGCGACAUUUUGAACAGGCUUCGCAAUCAGACUAUUUCCUGCUCUUUCGUCCAGGUCACCGAAAACACGCCGAUGAACUCAUUCGGCCUUGUCCCUAAUGCUCAUUUGAUGAAAUUCAUCUCCGCCGCGACGCAUGGAAUGUUCAUCAACCUCGACUUCAAAACUCGCCGCUCUUGGCCGCCUAAAUGGUGGUCGAAGAAUCGAGACUCGGAAGAUGUCCUGAAUCCGAUCGCUCGUGGACUCCUCACCUGGUCUUUUCAAAAAGGACUUUAUUGCGGAAGAUAUUUGCCUGGAACCGAUAUUUACUACAAUAUUCCGGACAUUAUUCGAAGAUGGCAUAAGGCUGAAAACUUGUCCUACUCUAGAGGAAUCAUCAACAAGAAACAAGUCAUUCUUUACGAAAAAGAGGUGAAGAAAACCCGCAGCUACGAGAUCCCCCUCGAAAAUCUCAUUUCUUGUCACCUCCGCGAAGGAUUUACGGUAAAAGAAUGGCGCGUAAGCAAAAAAGAACUUGUAUCGGCGAAACUUCUGAUGCCCUGGAAGCCAACUUCGCACAUCGUCUACUGCGCUCGACGAAAUUAUUCGGAUCCCGGCUCAACUACUGUGACGAUCGCCAUCGAAGGCCAGUUUGAGUUUUUGAUGUGCGAAUUGAACCACAAAAAGAAGCAGAACACCUGUAAUGUCUGCACAAUGCGAGGGAAGACUGCGACGAACGAGGCGAAUUCCGGCGUUCAUUGGACUCAAAUCUACGUCAACGAGCUUCACAACACUGACAACAUGCUCGAAACACUGUAUCUCAUUUCGAAAACGGGCGAAGCAGAAAGUCUGGAGACAGAAUCCCGUGAUGUUUGGAAAGAAAUCAUUUCGCUUCCAGAGCACAACUGGCAAAAGUGGUUUCAUACGCACAAAUUGGAGCUGAUUCUCAAGCCGAAUUGGAUCGUGGACCAUGUUCAGCCGAAUGACUUGUUUCUGCGAAACAGCAACUUGGCGAAUCAAUACCCGCAAAUUGGCGCGGAUUCUUCUGAUUCCGAGCUCGGCGAGCUUCUUCUCAAGUGGAAGUGCUCCCUGGGCGAUGAAGGAACGAUAAGCUGGCAUGUCGACAACAGAAAGACCUUCGUCUACAAGACUUUGAAGAACGGACGGUCUCUCUCUUCUCAACCUCCGAGUUAUCAAAAAGAAGGGUUCGUGAUGAUCCGAAAAACUCAACUUGGACUUGUUUCCAUCAUCAGAGUCGCAUUCAAUGUUGGAAUGAGUAUCGAAAGAAGAGGCAUCAUUUUCGAAAGCAUAAAAGAACACCUGACGAGUUCCGAUCGAAGUCCCUUUUGUCAUGUCCUCAAAAAGCCCCUUGCAAGCACAUAUCUUCUCAUCAAAUACAAAACGCUGCCGAGAAAGCUCUGGUUCUCCCCUCUUGUCAAUUCCAAAUCCACGGACAAGCCGGUAGAAGAAUCAUCAACGCCAAAUUGGCAUGUUUUCUCGUAUCUUCAUCAGCGGCGAUUCGUCUGGGAGGUGAAAUGUCAUCAUAUCAACGCGCUGAAUGAUAUCAUGAUGGAUUUAUUCAAAGACCGGCUCGACGAUGGCUUCAAAAUCGUGUUCUCAGGCAACGAUGGUCCAAUCACUCUCGCAGACGAGGGACAAUUCGAGAGGGAAGCGGAUAGAAUGCAGCAAAAAACUCACGAUAGAGAAGAUACUGGGAUUAUUCAGAUCGUUCUCUUUCCUCCAAUAGAACUUCCGCGAAAAUCCUUCGCCGACGAAGAAGAAGACCGCUCAAAUGGCAUUAAAAUAUCCACAUUUCACGUCGCCACCGAAGUAUGGGUGGAACCACGUCGGGGAAAUCUUGCAAGAGGUCCUCCCGGAUGCGAAGGAAAGAAUUUUCUGGAAAUCGCACAGAUCCAGAUGACGCGCGAUCACCAAAUGAUCAUUUUUGAAACGACGUUUAAUUUGAUCAAGUCGCAGUGUCGAGCGAAGAAGCCCUGGGACAGCUCCUUUGCUUUCAAAGACCUGAAGCAAAACUCAAAGCCGGCUGGGUUCGAGAACACAAGCGGGGUAAAAGAAGUGAAGAUGAAAUACCUCGACUACUCAUUAGAUGAAGAAUUCGAAAAUCGAAUGGACCGGAUCUUCUUUAUGAACAACACCCACGACAUUGGAAUAAUGUUGUAUCACGGCAAUCAUCGCCUAUUCGGCUUCUCGCUGCUCGAAUCAACAACCGAGGAUAAAAACCAACCGAAUCCUGGAAAUGAAGUGCUUCUUCAUCAAUUCCAUGAAGUGCUGAAAAUCCGAUCAGAUGUUUCUCUCGUUCUUGAUUCGGUUGAAAACAUGAAGUGUCCGAUUCAAGAAUUUCUUUGUGAAAUGCUCGGCAUCCGAAAACGCGAUCACAAGGAAUCCGGAAGUACAGUUACUGACUAUGACAAUUAUGAAGAGGAUAAUCUGUAUGAUGGAAACUACGACUCAGACGAGGACGGUGAUGAUAAAGCGCAUUCCGCAGGAUCAUGUGAUGGAGGUCUGCCGAGAUCGAACAUGAACAAUACUCCUCACUGGGCAGUUUAUGCAAGAUAUGUUGAUGAAAAAGACAGUUUGAUCAUCACUGCUCUUCCUGAGCGUCUGAGCGAUGUUGCCCUUCUUGAGUGCAUUUCUCCACAGCUUUUUGACAAAAUCAAUCCUCCAGAAGACGAGCCGCGGAAUUCUGAUUUCCAAGGAGUUGUUUCUGACGAAGAAAUUGAGUCUCGACUCAGAAAAGAUUCUGAAGUUUCUUUCUGCCGGUCCAGCUACACUAGCGACGGAAUUCUCGAUCUUCAGAAUCGAAAACACCGUGGAAUGUUGCCAGUUCUUGUGACUGUUUCGGAACGGGCGAAGGUUCGAGAAGCGAUAAACAAGAUGAAGCCAAUGAACAAAAAAAUGACGGUCAUGAAUAAAUGCUGGAAGCCAGAGCUGAUUGAAUCGAUGAAGAAGCAAGAAUCCGUAAGACAUGAGCGGAAUAAUUCUUUCAGCCCGUUUGUUCCAAAGCUCCAGUUCGUCGAAGAAGCCGAUGAUGCCUUUACAAAAUACUUCACGGAACUUGAAGACCUCUACAACCGCAGUUUUGUCCGUGGAGUUUAUCAUACUCUUGGCGAAAAAUCUGUGUCCAGCGACCCGCUUGUUUCUUCGACCGAUUUUCACAUUGCCUUGUACGAGCAUUGCGUCCCGGAAGAGAAGAAAAUUGUCAUCACUGAUGCAAUUUUAUCCUGGUGCCCCGAGUGGCGCGUGAAUUUUGACGAGCAAAUGCGGCAAAACGAAGCUGCGGGCGACAAUAUGGACUUAGAUGUUGAUGAAGAAGUCUUCCGGAAUAGACUUAUGAGGCGCCGAAGCGUUACUUCUAUCUCUCGCGGAAGCAGUGAUGAAGGAAGUUCACUGAGUUUGGGUUCCCCGAAGCAUGAAAAUCGUCCAAGCUUCUUCAUGGGCGAGCCGAAGCCCUCCGACACGACACUGGAAGAUCGAUCGCCUCCUCCUCAGCUUCGAAAUCGCUCUAUAGACGUCAACACGCCUCGGCGGCAACAAGACGCGGAAGAGGAGCUUGAAACGGCUGCAAAAUGCUCUGAACUUCUCUACGAAAACAUCGGCCAUUAUUUCCGACUCUUCGCUGACGAUCAGGAUCAUGAAUGCUCGACUUUUUACUUCGUCGAGCCAGAUUAUACUCACGGCGAGUAUUCUCCUCAUAAUGAAAAUUUCUCCCAAGACGGAUUUGGACGAGACCAAAUUGUGGAAGAAAAUCAAAGUGAAGAAGAAGACGACAUUGUUUUCGAACAUCAGCAGACCAAGGAGGAGCAGAAAACCACAAUCCACGACUACGAUUUCGAGCAAAUGUCGUGUGAAGGUCAGCUUCUCGCGACAAUUACGGAUGACGAGCCUCAAGCGAAUGUGUCCGAUCUCACCAACGCUGAAAGCGAUCGAUCGAAUUUCAUGUCGUCGCAACUGGAAGACGAGCCGACCCUCCACCAGCCGCUCUUUCUCCAAAUGGAGAUGCAAAUCUGGGCUAGUGGCGAGUGCAACCGCCGUUUCUCCGGAGAAACCGUUCCUCUCAAGAAGGAGUUUUUCACGUCAAUUCAAAAACUGGUGCAAAAAGUUAACAAUAUAAAAACGGAGCAAGAACGAAUUAACAGAGUUAGACUGGAUGAUAUUCAAGUACAGCUGGUUUUCAUGUUCUUCACUAUCCCAAGCGAUGUGUUCUCGAGCGGAGAUGAUGCCGAAACGAGCUCGAACGUCGGAAAAAUCCCAAUGGGCUUCGAAGACAAAAUCAACAAGACCUUGAGCUCUAUCCAGAUGAUCAUUGAAGACGAGAUCGUCGCGGCGAGAAGAAAACAAGGAAUCAUUACAUCCGAAAUUCUCGAAAAAGUCAAAAAGCAUGUGGAAGAAAACGAGUCAAUCACGCAAACUGACGUUCAUCGCCACAAUUUAAUGUGCAACGGGCGAGAAAUAACGCUCGAAUUCGUCAAUGAAAAGGACGAUUAUGCGGAAUCGAUCGAGCGAUUCAGGGAAAAUUUGCUCCGACACGGCUACUUUGGCAGCACAAACCAUGGCUUUUCUCUUCCAUCAACCCUUUUCGAGAGCAAAGAAGAUGGGCCAGACGUUUAUCAGGACUUCCAAUUCGAUUUGAAGUCCGAGGGCAAAUUUUUCUACGUCACCUUGACCCCUAGAAAGACUGGGGAUGCGCCUCUAGAAGAGCAUGGAAGUGAUGUCGACAUCGCUAGUAUUCAGAGCUCAAACGGAGGGAUUGGCAAUGGCGGAAAAAACUCCUCAAACGCGAGUCUCGGUGAAUUGAAUGGAACACUUGAAGGAGAAAUCACUCUUCCGACAUUUGUUGACCAGCCUUAUGACCAGCGUCCCCAGCUGUAUGAAGAAGAAGAUCGAGAAGUUCAAAGCAUUUUGUCUCCCGUUCACAAGAGAGGCAGCAGAGGUCACUUACCCAUAUCUCGAACGCCAACGACCAUGACUUCCUCUGCAUCUGAUCAAUUCAAUAGAACUUCUGGUGAGUCCAGUGGAGUCCGAAGAAUGAGUCACGGAGGAUUCAAUCGUGACGAUCACGAGGAUCUAUGGCAAGUGCCGAACUUCUGGCUUAUCAUGGAAAUCGAUCUCCUCGAGGAAUAUCAAUUGAAGAGCCAGAAUGAUGAUCGACUUUUUAAUUUUUCGCAAAAUCGCAGAAUACCCGUAAUGAAGCUAUAUCACCACAGAAGAAGAGCAGAUAAUCCUUUCGCGGUAAAAAUUCAGGGAGAACGAAUCAGCUACGGAACAACCAUUCAUCAUGAAGCAAACGAAAUCGGACAAACAUCUGAUAUUCAUUCUAACAUUUCAAGAGGAAUUCAAUAUAGAGAUCCAAAUGUAACGGAUGCUGACGAGCGAUUCAUCAAGGAGAUCGAAGAUUACAUCAAAAGCAUCGUGCAGAAAGUUAACCAAAUGUAUCUGCUCCACGAUCUGUCCACCUCUUUCGAAUGCCAUCCAUAUUUGGUAGAAAACAAUGGGCCGCUGGAAGACGACAUCUGCGACUUCUUGAACUUCGAGCCCGGCGAGUUCGCCUGCGCGAAAAUCCACGAGAUCGAGAUCCAGCUCCAUCCUAGAAUAACCAAGCGUCCUCGGGAAGGAGGUGAUUCUAUCGCCGUGUCGAAUCUCAAGAAGAAAUUCCAGAACUUGCGGGUCAAGAAUCGCCAGAACAUGUUCGUCAUCAUGGAGCGCGAACGAAUCGUUUAUUUCUUCAUCGACAGGAAACAUCAGGAAUCACAAGAGAUCUCUUCUGGACAGCUGUUGACUCAUCGCUCAAUUUCGAUUGAAUCAACUGAUGUUUACGGUGAUCAUUUCAAUCACCAGAAGCCAGUUCGCCUCAACUCAAAUGGCAGCAUUGGUAGACCACCUCCAAUAAACACGCAAUUAGCAAACAGCAAAUCUUGUCAAAAAACUAACUCAGUAACGAUCGACGUACACGGCCUCUCUGACGAUUUUGGCGACGGCGAUAUAAAGCCAGCUCUUCGGGAGCUCGAGCGAAAAGUCGAACUCGUCCUCUACAAUGCGACCCUCCAAGCGCUUUCAACAACAAUCCACCGAAAUCGAAAUGAAUUCCUUUCUACCGCCGACGUCGAAUUCCUCCAACCACGAUCGAAAAAUGAUAAAUCAACACCCGAACCGCCCAGUUUCUCGUAUUUCUUCCCGAUUCCCCGGUGUCUUUACGCCAAUUUCCGCCGCUUUUCGUUCUAUUUAUCGCAAAUCCUUGAGUCUACGGAGUUCCAAGUGUUCAUGACUGCGAAUCAUAUUCAAUACGAAAGGCCUCAAAAGCCGAAAUUAUCCGUACACUCAGCUGGAAAAGACGGGCCCGCACAAGGCUUUCUCGACCAAAACUCUUCUUCCGAUAGAAAAUCAACAAAGAAGAAAGAAACGAUCCAUCCCGAGACGCCUUUUCUCCGCCACAAUGCUUCGCAAGGCCGAAAGCUUCACCCAGAAGAGGUGAUUAUUUUCAAUUCAAAUUUGCGCCGGAAAAACUUUCCAAAUCGCCAAAACAAACGGACUAGCCAGCAUAUUCCUUCAACAAACAUUUCUCCCGAUCCGACGCAGGCUAAAAUCGCCGUCAUCUCCUAUGAAGUUUAUGAUAAAUCAAAUCUCAUCCCCACCAAAACUGAUCUUCCCUCCGAUAAAAAGGAGCAACCAAAGCAAAACGCCUCUGAAAUAUUCCUAGACGAAGCAGAAGCCAUCAUUCAAUCAAACUCACCCACAGAUAAGCAGCUCAAAGACAACAUGAUCAUCUUUCGCGAAACAGGGUAUAACUUCGCCGAGCCGACGAUCGUCUUUUGCAUGUGGAUGCAAGAUUAUAAAGAUUCAAAAGAGAAGACGUCGGACAAUUCCACAUUCCGGCCAAAUGUGCACGGAGUCAAGAGCAUGGUCUACAAGUCCCUCUCUCGUCUUGUCCGAGCAGCGAUUUUCGACAGUUUGAUGGAAAUCGUCGUUUUGCAGAAACCGAUUGGCAUGAAUUUCGAUCGACCGAUUUGUUCGAUAGAAAGUCGGCAAAAAGGGACGAAAACAUGUCCAAAAGAAGUUCACAGCUCUCUUAGACGAAGAAAGGACUCUCUCACUUCUGCCAGCAUCGACAUGUCAAAAUCCUUUUCGAAAAAAUCACUGUUGCUGUCGAGUGAAAAUGCUGAAACCGACGGCGCGAACUUCCAAAAAUCCCGAGGCAUUUCAUUCUUGAAAUCGCGAAACAACGAGAACAAAGCCCAGGAGCAAGCGAGCACCCGGCUCCAAGAAAAACUUGACGUCGAAAGUGGCCUAACUGGUGCGCUACAUAACUACUACAAGAACCAGUUCCGCGAUUGGAUUCGCAAAGAAUCAAAAUCUCCGACGAAUAACGUUCAAAAUGCUCCCCACAUGAACGAGCUCUCUCAUCCAACGAUCAAUUUUGUUGACUUUUCGCGCCAAUCAAUUCGCGUUCCAUCCUGGAAAAUAUUCGAAAAGAGCUGCAUCAAGGCGAUACGGGAUCGAUUCUCCGACUUGUGGGCUAAAGCAGCGGGAAUCGAUGAUCAGGAGAAUAUCUGCAGAGUUUUCUAUCGGAAUGAAACUGAAGGCGAUUUCGUCCCGUCACGUUUUUGGAAGAAUGUGAAGCAAGUUUCUGGCCAAAAGGUGGAGGUAACCAUGUUCUUGAGAGACAACGAGGACUGGCAAAGAUGCACCAAUCGCUCCGAAGAAGGCCCUUCUAGCAUCUCUCGCAGCGGCUCGAUGACUUGUAUUCGUCCAAAUAACUCACGAAACUACGCAAAGUUCAACAACGGUCCUACUGCCGACGGCGACUACGAGCUCUCCCGUCAAUCCUGCGCCAUGUUGACUCUUGAAAACUCAGAAAUCGUUGGAAACCCCACACUGUGUCUGUACAUGUACAACGUCUCCGAAAACCUCGCGGAUCAAAUGGUCGACUUCAUUAAAAAGCUCUUGACCUCUCAGUUGGUGAGAUACGAGCUUUUGACAGCGAUAACGAAGCUCAAACUCGGCCUGAGCUCGCCGAUUCAGCAUCAACUUCAAUACGACAGCUUGCCAUCGGGAAAUUUGUUCUCUGUUCCAGAUCAUCGGAAGUCGAAAAAAUGCUACGACUACCAAGACGUGGUUGAAAACAACAUCGACAACUUGCAAAAACCAGCGCCUGACAAAUCGGUCGUGAUCAACUCCUUCUGCGCCGCCUUCCGAAACACUUCCGACAUCCCAGCGCUAGAAAAUUGCGGGGAUCCUCCAACCAAUCAUGGGCGCCAGUUUCUUGCGAUUUCGGAAUCCAAAAAGGCUUCAAAGGGAGAUCAACAGGAUUCCCGCCUUUCUCACAUUCUUCAUGAAUGGGCUGAGACCACCAAAGAUGGCCGAUUGAAUGACAUUGAAAUUUCCCAUGCGGACUUGCAGCUGAUCAAAACUUUUUCCACCGUAAAGCACUUUGAAGUUGAGCCGAUUUGGUUUCACUCUGACAAGUGUUAUGUUAUAAACAAUCCGACACGGCAAGAAUUGAGAAAACGUAACAAAACACCACCUGGAGUUGAAGUUUCUCGAAUGCGACCACGGGCAAAAAUGGUCGUUUCUAGCAGACAACGGCCUAACCCGGGGAUCACCGCUUCUAGGAGAAUGAACAAUCUUGGCGCUCAGCCUCCUGCCCAAUUCGACCAACAAAGCGGACGAAGAAGGCGUCAGAAACAAGCGUUUUUCGAACUGACGAGUAAAUAUGUCAAGGCGCAUUUCCCGGCAAACUCCGUCAGGAAUAUUCAAUUCUCGGACAAGGACGAUUCUUUCUCGACGAUUUCCUUUCAAUUCUGUAUUGAUCAAAUUUUCACUAUCGUCUUUGAAAUCAUGAUCGAUUUGGAGAAGAAAAACACGGUUUCGAUGACUGUUUUUGCGCUCAACAUGGCUCUCGUGAGUUCGGAGCGAGACGACUUCGAUACCUGCGAAAAGCUUUCAUCCCUAGACAGUGCGAUCGAUUUUAACGUCGAAAAAUUGGUUAAAAACUUCAAUUUCCCUGGUCUGAUGGCAGAAGUCCAUCUUUCAAUCGUUUUCCGGGACUGGUCUGACUACUACAACUUCGAAAUCCGCAAAAUGAGUCGCUACUACCCCGGAAUUCCAAGAGCCAAAGAAAGCCUAUUUCCCCUCAACUUUGACUUCCCGAGCUAUUUGAGUUUUCUCAUGCAGCAGAAUUUCAAGGAAAAACUGGUACACGGGGAUUUCCACCAGGGGUCCCUGAUUGUGCCGUACACGCACAAUAUUCCGGCGAAGGAUUUCUUCAAGGUUAGAAUUAACUUCUUCAAGUAUUUGGUCAAAGACAGUACAUUGGACAGGGAUUUCGAUACUAAGCCGAUUCAGUUUGUCGAGUUACGCAGCGAAAGAAAAAUCCGCGACGCAGACGAAAACCGAAGCUACAUCCUCCUCCAGCGCGAAUACGACUCUGGAGCUUUCAAAACCGUAGCAAUCAUCUACCACGACGACAGUGCCGAACCUGACAAAGAAGAAAUAAAACAACUUAAACUCGCCUACUGGAUCAUUUGCGUCCAGAACCCGGACAAGUCCACCAACUUGACGUUCAAUGACGCCAUCGCUUUGAUCGAAAAAGAAGUGACUUCGAAAGACGCCGGAUUGCCAAAAUUAUUCGACAAUGUCGGCGAAAAGUGCUACAAAGACCAUCUUUGGAAACUCCAACAAACUGGCACCGCCGCCUUGUCCGACUUGAAAGAGCUGCUCAACAACGCUGAUGUGGCAGUGAUGGAGAUUUCCCACGAGCUUGACGAACGAUUGAAGACUUUGAGUCGACUUGGAAACGAGUGGCUCAAGAAACUGGGUACAUUUAUUCGAGAGGAAUGCUCAAAGGAUAGAAUUCAGGUGACUCCUUACGAAGACACAAGUGGCAAGUGCCGUCAUCUGGCAGUCUUUAACCAAUCUGGCGACUACUCCAUCCUGAUCCUGCUCACCGUAAGCGACAACGACGAAGAAACACGAAUCCGCGCGCUGCUUAAGGAUAUUCCGCGCGGAACUCAGUGGGAGGAAAUCUCCAAAGCAGGAAAGUAUCGAAACAGCUGGAUGAACUUGCGCACGGAAAUAGAAAAUUUCAUGGUCGCCAUUACUCUCUUCCUCGUUAAAACUAUGCUAGACGACUGA